Molecule: messenger RNA, 10149 nt
Organism: Opisthorchis viverrini
Lineage: Eukaryota; Metazoa; Platyhelminthes; Trematoda; Opisthorchiida; Opisthorchiidae
Exons: 62
Coding region: 1-10149 (3382 amino acids)
Biological process (GO): protein targeting to vacuole; protein retention in Golgi apparatus
Cellular component (GO): extrinsic component of membrane
Source: RefSeq, a predicted model, not a curated record
AUGCCUAGACUGCCAUGCGGAACUCCAUUGCAAGUCCUGAGAAUCCGAAAACGGGACUCAGUUACUGUAAGUUCCGAUAUCUCUGAUAAUAGUAUAGUGCUACAACCAAUAUCAUCAACUGCUACGUUGCAUAUCCAUACGCGGCCUGAAGACAGUGAUUUCACGGUUCCACAAGUCCAACUUGAUGUGAAUUUUUCGGAGAUCCAGUUGAACUUCAGUUUAUUUCAAUAUCAUGAUGUGACUUCUUUCUUGGAUGCAACGGAUAGAAUGAUCACUCAAAAUAAGUACCGGAAAUACCGCCCGCAAAUCCCUACGAAAGGUCACCCGAGUAUAUGGUGGAGAUAUGCGUAUACUGCAAUUCUUGAAGAAUCGAUCAGGCGACGGCGUCGGAUGUGGUCCUGGGCAUUUAUUCAGAAACACCGGCGCAUGGUCCGAGAUUACAUCGUUUUAUGGAAGAAACAACUAAGAGGCGAGAAAUUCACACAGGAACAGCAGAAAACUUUACAGGACUAUGAAGACGUGCUCGAUGUGUUCAACAUUGUACUUUGCCGACAGCAGGCUGAACUUCAACACAAUCAAGGUAAAAGCAAGGAAGCAGCAGAGAAAGCAAAAGGUAGCAGAAUGUUCAGGUGGUUUUCGCGUUCACCGUCUAUUUCAUCGGAUACCAGUUCCUCAACGGAUUCGUCCCAAUCGGAUGCUGACGUUAUCAUGAAGCGACUGCAAUCCGAGAUGACUGCUGAGGAGAAAGCCCGCCUCUAUGAGGCAAUUAAUUACUCGGAGGCGGUCGCUGCACCUGGGAAGUUUCCACCGACAUACGUUUCCAUGGUAAUUUCGGUCGCCUUGCGUCAGUUGAGCUUCAUCCUUCUGGACGACAAACUCAGCGAUCCACAAAUUCUCAAAGUUGCCGUAAGCAAAUUGACAGCUGACGUUGAACAGCGAUCGGGCGACCAAGCGCUGGGCGUCAAGAUUAGCCUCGGUAGUUUGGAAGCAUUAGGCGCUUGCCCUUCUCUUGAGCAGGCCAAAUUGGCUCGUUCUUCGAACCGCCCGUUGAUAAUCAGCAGUUCUGCAGUGCAGCUGUCAUCGGAACAAACUAAACAUGAAAUUGCAGAUAAACACGAGGAAUUACUGCUUGUGGAGUUUGAGAAGAAUCCACUGGAUCGGCGGGCAGAUCAACGGGCUCUUGUACGCGCUUCACCCUUGCAAAUUGUUUAUGAUGCUGAAACUAUCAACAAGAUUGUUCACUUCCUGACCCCUCCCAAAGAUAUUCGCUUACAAGAACUAUCGAGUCAGGUGAUGUCUUCUCUUGAAGAUGUGAAGGAAGUGACGGUGAGUGGCCUGAGACAUCUGGUCAGUCAAAGGGCGUAUACUGAAGUUCAGAUCGAUGUUCGUCCCAGUUACUUCAUUCUUCCAGAUAACGGUGUGUUUAGAAGAGAGUGCCGUCUGCUGCUUGUGGAUUUGGGCAGCCUAACUGUUCGAUCUAGCCCGACCAAAUCACAGCAGAAGCUGGCACUGAAAAAAGGGGAGAGUGAAGUCCCGAUUGGUACGGAUGCCUUGGCAUCGCUUGGUCCUCAGUCUCGGAAAGCAGCACACCCCACGUUUGAGGAACUUAAGGAAGAUGCGUACGAUGUUUACGCGAUAGCUAUUUCCUCGAUGCAAGUGAUCAUGGUGGAAAAGGACGAAGACUGGCGUGUUUUGCGUGAGAACAACAAGUCACCGAGUCAUGUUCUUCGACCGUUGGGGAUGAACUUCAACUUGAAGCGUUGUCUCCUUCACAAUGAUAUCAAUUUGCCCGGAAUCCUCAUUGAUGGCUGCCUGCCCGUGUUUAGUGUGGAUCUGAACGACAAAAUUGUGAAAUCCUUGUUUGAACUGGUCACCAACGUACCUUUUCCUGAACCUGACAAACGACUGACAACUCCAGAGAGCCCCUCAGAUGUUCUUAAGGAUGCUGUUGUUCUCCCCGGUGCGAUCCCAUCUCGAGACGUAUUGCGUGCUGCUCGUCAACUAAAUCGCAGUGCCAGUAUGUCAACCGUGGGCAGCUGGUUUUCAGAUAAUCUGGAUGAGUUGGAGGAGGGUGAGGAAGAAGAUGCUGACUUGCUGUCCGACCACAGCGACGAUGAACCGGGCGAUGAGGGCCCAAGAGAAGAUCAAUCUUUAGCCACCCGCUCUUCCAAUUUGGACAGUGGGGUUGAAGGGGAUGAUGUGCGAAUCAAAGCAAACAAGGCAGCUCGAAGAAUGCAACGGGAGGCGGCCAUUCGUCGCCGUCGAAGUGCUAAUUUGAUUGAUCUCAAAAUAGAAUUCGUGGUACGCAUGAUCCAAGUACAGCUCAUCCAAAGGGCCGAGCAACAGUCUAGUCAUAAGGGCAUAGACACAGUAAUCUUGGCCUUGACGGUUCACGACGUGGGAACCCAGGUUCUGAAACGCCGCUGGGAUCAAGAGUUGCACGCUCAUGUGGGAACUUUGUCAGUCUCAGUGCCACGCUACUCUGACCGCCGAACGGGUGAACCCCUGUGCUUGGCAAAAACAAAGCGCCAUGUAGAAGGCCAUCAUUUGCUUGCCGUCCACCUACUUGUGGCUGAGAAAAGCUGUCCUGACUUCGUGGUACGCUACAAUAAUGUCAGGCAUCACCUACAGUGCGAGUUCAAGUCUUUGGAGCUCUGUGUGCACCAAGAGGCCACACUUCUGCUCAUUGAUUUCUUCACUAGUCUUCUUAAUCAACUUGUUUUACCGUCCGAACCCGAAGAAGCGGAAAUGAAACCAGAAGCCGAGCUUACAGGAGAGGCAGAAUGGGCUGCUAAAGUUGGUGAUAAGGAAGGACUCGGUGCUCUUCAGCAGCGUGCUGCUCUGGAGGACGCAGCCGCCAAGGAGCUUCCGGUUCGAUUAACGGCAGUAGCUGCAAUUGAAGGACACCUUGCAAGGAAAUAUGAACGUCGUGUCAUUCGCAUCGAUGCUUCCACGUCGGCAGCCAAGUCUGGCCAAACUAUGCUUAUUCGUGAAAUAGAUAUGACACAGUGGCUAAUCAAUGCCACCUUGGAUAAAGUCUCUUUGACAUUGUGUUCCGAAAACUCGGAUGUCUUGUCCACGACGAUACAUGGGCUACGUGUGGACAUACAAAUGACGUAUUUGACCAUAGAGCUGUCCGCCAUACUCUCGGAGCUCAGCGUGACUGAUCGAAUCGAAUCUACGAAUUACCGUAAGAUAUUAUGGGUCGACCCAGCAGAAAGUAUCGUGUCCCUCCAACUGACGCAAUUCACUCAGGGUACGCGAUUGCUCGACAAUGCAUAUAAUCCAGACAAAGUGGACAUGGCCUUGAGUCUUCAAAUCGGAAAGGUGCACUUGGUUUUCCUGAACCACUUCAUCAUGCGCGUUGUGAACUUUAUGAAUGCGUUCCAAUCGAAAACUGAGGCGAUACUGAACAAGGUUCAUGAUCUCUCCGAUGCUGCUGCUCAGCAGGUUCAAGCCGCGGCCAGCCAGUAUGCUCAGUUCCGUCUAAGCCUGAGCAUAGUUGCCCAAGCUCCCGUCGUCUAUAUGCCACAGCAUUCCUUCUCCACAAAGCACUCAAUGGUGGAUCUAGGCUGCGUCACCUUUUGCAACCAUUUCGAGUUUAUCGCUUCCGAUCAAGGCCUCGAAGAUGCCGUUGGUCCGAUUCCAGACCCAGGAAUAAUGUUAGAACGUACAGAAAUUCGCCUGGAGAACUUACGCCUCAGCCGGGCUGUGCUGGCAGAAACUUCGGUCAAAACGGAAAAACCCAUAAUUCAUCCAAUCAAUUUCGAACUUCGGAUGCGACGCAAUCUGAGUUCAAAUGCCUAUUCUGGCAUUCCAUUGCUGUCAGUCAAAGGAGGUCUGAAAGCUAUUCAUAUUUCUUUGUGCCAAGGGGACUAUCGAGUUGUGCAGGAAGUGGUGAUGGACAAUUUUGCCGAAGUGCCUGCAACUACUUCAUCCCAGAAACCACAGGAGCGACCCAUCGAAGCAUCUAGAACCGUGACCGUUGCCACAGACAAACCGCCAACAACUGCUGUUCGGUUUUCUGUAGAGAUGGAUGCUGUGACUCUAGAACUCUUCUCAGGCGAAGUCUCCGCGUCUGAUUGGCAAGGAAAGCUUCCGGCUGACAUCCAUUUGGCCCUGUUUAGUCUCGCAAAUCUCAGCGUUUCUGGCCAAGUUGCUACGGAUUCGUCAUGCCGAAUCGAGACAAAGCUCUCCAGUAUUCAACUGACCGAUACUCGUCCACAUCCGCAAAAACAAAUUACCAAGGUGCUUGAUCAUGCCGGUACCGCAGGCAGCCAUGAUGAGCUUAUCUACGUAGAAUUUCAUCAAAACUCUAAGAAACAACAGAAAGUAAACAUCAAACUGCGUAGUAUACACUUGUGCGCAUCAAUGGAUUAUCUCGUGGCUCUGGCGGAUUUCCAUUUGAAGAGUUACCCACAGUUGGAAAAACAAGCGCCGGUGCUGUCGCCAAUUACCGAAUCUGGGAAGCGCAAACGACGAGAAGUUCCUCCGCGUACAAAACCAAGGCGCCGUCAGGACCUCCCACCUCCAACGGAAUAUCCGAACGAACUGGAGCUGCUGGUUGAUGUUGGUGGUCCUGAGAUUGUGCUUGUUGAAGAUAUUUACAACAUGCAAAGUAAUUCUCUGAAGGUUUCGGCGACAUUCCAAAUGAAGUACAAUAUUUUGAAGGAUGUUGCGGUCAUGGACGCUUCUGUCAAGGGCUUGAUUGUUGUUGCAUGUCCAUACAACGAACCAGUGCACGGAAGAUUUUCCAAAGAAAUCCUUUCCCCGACAGAAGUGAGUUUUUACUGUAAGCAGCCGAUCAACGGGAGCAUGCAAGGGUCGUUGCAUAUCGACGCCAUCAUGUUGAAUAUCAACCCUGGAACAAUUCAGCUGGUUGGACACAUCGUCUCAACGAUACAAGCGACCACCAAUCCACAGAUCUCAGGUAUUGGUAAACCAGCAACAGCCGCACUGACUGAUGGUGCACAAUCAAAACUGCAAACGAUAACCUCUGAUGAUACGAGCGUCAGUUUGUGGGACCCCAUUCCACUAGAGCAAUUAGAUUUGCCCUGUUUAAAGUUAGAUGCGGAGUCUUCAGACGGUAAAUCGGAGUCGGAUGCCGUUUCGGCUGGCUGUGAUGUGUCGAAGGUAUUGGAACAAAUGGAGGACAGGCGUGCGGAGAAGAUCGUGAUGAAAAUGAAAACGUUGCGCGUGGUCUUGGAAUCCCAAGUUGGCUCACGAUCAAUGCCAAUGCUUAUAUUGGAGUCCACUGUCGAUGGCGAAAUCAUUAGUCCCAGUACAUCAAUGGAACUGAAAUUGUCCGUUGACCUGUCACUCUCCUAUUACAACGACGAACUCAACCAGUGGGAACAAAUUCUGGAAACUCUCCCAGAGGAGGAAGAUCGCAUGUGGUCCAUGCAGAUUGAAAUGUAUACGACUAAUUUGGAGGAUUUGCUUGCCCAAGAAGACUUGGACGAAGUUGGAUGCUUGCAGGCUUCUACCCAAACUAUCCUACUUGUGUCCAGAGAUAAUAUGGAGCUGAUGUUAUCAAAAUCUGCCCUGGAUAUGCUGAGCAAGUUGGCACGAUCUUUUGAAGCCGCUUACAAGCAACAGGUGACCGAGUGCGAGUAUGAACUUGGUGGACGGACAGCUGCACCAUAUCGUAUUCAGAACCGAACCGGGUGGCCCAUCACUCUGCGCGUGGAUACUCAUUCUCUACAAUUAGUCGACCGAUCUACAGUCCGUUGCGUGCGCAAAUCGCUAGUUAGUGGCGCCUUGCGACCACCACUGAACGUCGUACAACUAGGACGCUUGGGUUCCCCAGUCGCCGGAUCAGUCCCUUCACCAUUGACUGAUAAGACCGCAAUUGAAGAACUCGAUGAUGGCCUUUACGUUUUACCGACAGGACAAGAGGUUGGAUUUACUCAGCAAAGACAAAACUCACAUAAAAAGUUGACGAUUCGUUCAAUGGCGGAUAAAGCACCGCGUCAAGUUGUUCGAGUUUCUUGGUCUCCAUCUACUUGCUUAAAACCCCCAGCGAAAAAGUCUGAAGUGUCGCUGCAUCUUAAUUCUGGUAACAAUUUUCUGCUGCACCUACCGGGAGCUGUUGAAUAUCCCUCGGGAGGAGGCAUUUUCAGAGAUCCUGUACCAUUCCCCGUUGUUGCUGAAGUUCAAACGCAUUUGGGUAUGCGCGUAGUGAAUGAUACGUCAGAUAAACUAUGUAUCUAUUCUCGCGUCUCCUGGGUAUCUAAAGAUGGUCGCCCGGGACGAUUGGCUACCAUCGAACCUGGAGAGGUUUAUGCUCUCCCAAUUGAGAUUGUCAAUUCCCAAGAAACCACCGGUAUAUUCAUUGGUCCUGACCUUGGCGUGACUACUAUGUCGACCUGUGCUGCUUAUUGGCCUGAAACGGCAUGUUCGACCCAUGAUACUGGGCAUUAUCAGGAGUUGGUUUAUCUCUCCCCAUUAGCUGAGCGAUCUGGAUCGACAGUCAACACGCAGGCAACUUUACAAACCAUUAGUGAGGCAGUGGCUAAGAGUGCUACAUCUAGUAAACCGAGAUUCAAUUGGCCUGUGCAGUUCAUCCAGUGCAAGUCCAAUGCAUCCAGUUUGAUCUACUACUACACAAUCACAACUAUGAAUGGGAAGCCUUCUGGUUCGGGUAGUGAAUCCCAACUUCGUGCUGCACAGAUGGAAAGAAUCACGACUACCGAGGCAUACGAGUGCUAUGUCACAGACUUUCAAAUGCUCAUACGAAACUCCGUUGUGUUGCACAACCAGCUUCCCAUUGCACUCAACUAUAUACUGUCGGAUGGUAUUGGCGAAAUUCCUGCUGGUAAUCAUUUUACGCUGCGGACUGUCAAUCCAUCAAAGGCUGCUGUUGACGUAUGGUUCGAGUACGACAAUCAUGUUUACCGCGCCAAGAUACAGAUUACUCCCAAUAUGGACGAACUUACGGUUGUCACAUUUGAGUCACGUGAGGGCUAUGAACUGCUAACUUUGCAUUUGGGAUUGCGCAACGUCUCCAACCGUGGACAAGUCGAGCUCACAUUGUACGCACCUUACUGGAUGAUUAAUAAGACGGGUAAAGACUUAACCUACAAGUCAACCGAGGACACGGAAGUCAACCAUCCAGCAUCGUUCCAAGGUGCUUUACUGUUUUCUUCACUUGCAAAAUCUGUCUUCGGCAAAAGAAAGGCAAGUGUGAAGAUAGAUGAUUCCAACUGGUCUGACAAAUUCUCACUGGACACAGUCGGAAGUUCGGGUCGUGUCAAUUGUAAAACGAAACAGAAAUGGUCCUAUGAGAUUGGCGUCAAAAUUGACUUGUCCAGCUCUGGUCUCACCAAGAUUGUCACGCUGAUGCCGUACUUCAUGCUUGUCAAUAAGUCCGGGAUCGACCUUGAGUGUAACGAGGUCGAUGAAACAACGGGUGAUGACCGAUCGAGCACUGGUGAGUGGAUUCGCGUUCCUGCGGGUGAGGCCGUACCGUUUUGGCCACGAGCCAUAACCUCCAAGAAAAUGUUGUUGCGCUGCCGCAUAACAGAACAUGUGGUCACCAACGUCUUCCCGUUCUACGAGUCCCAUUCAAUAUUGAUGAAAUUACCAGGAAAGUACGCUGGUGUAUUUGUCGAAGUGCAGACAACAGAAGAGGCCACAGUAAUCACGUUACAGCUUUAUCAAGAUGGAAUGGCUCUAGUUCGCGUGGUGAACCACUUGGGUGACUGUCAGCCCGUUUAUUUUCAACAGCGAGGUGUAGAUAAAGUACAUCAAUUGGAUGCCGGUAUGUCAGUUAUGUAUGCAUGGGACUGUCCUCAAGCAGAACGUGAACUUCUAUUCUAUUGUAACAAGAACGAUCGUCCCCAGUCAAACAAAUUAACCGUGGACAUCGUUGAGGAGUUUUACGUAAACGACACCAAAGCGUAUUGGGUUUCCUUCCUCUGGAAUAUGCAACGCGUUCUCCUUUUUACACAAGAUGUGAAUGCCGCUAAGAAUGCUCGUCUGAGCGCUGACCUUGAGAAAAUAGAACAAGAAAUCGUCGUGUCCUUACAGUCAAUUGGUCUGUCUUUGGUGGACAACUACAAUCGUACAGAAGUGGCUUAUUUAUCGAUUACCAGUUCGGGUGUCCGCUGGAGUCAGGUCAAACGCGGAAAUAGAUUAAAACCACUAAAGGCGGCCACUAGCGAUAGUUUGGAACGAGCCUAUACGGCCUACGUCGAUCAACUACGAGUCGGUGAAUCAGUGCGUGGUUUGACCAAGCUGACAGACGUCGGACGCCCCAUAGAAGUAGACUUUGGACAGAUGAUGAUGAUCCAACCCGAUCAGUGUGAACUCCGCCGGGCUUUUGAACCUGGUGUCUUCCUGCAGUACAAAACUUCCGCCAGUCAAAUGCAAAUUCAUGCGAAAAUAUUUCGGAUUCAGCUCGAUAACCAGAAACUGGACUGUACAUUCCCGGUGGUCUUGGCCCCCUAUCCGCAACCGAAGUCUGUGGCUCUUGAUUCAGGACCCAAACCCCUGAUUGAACUGUCGGCGAUUAUUGCUAGGACUGCUAAUCCUGGCUCGUUCCGUUUCAAAUACUUUCGGGUUCUGAUCCAAGAGAUGAUGCUUAAAUUGGAUCAUGGGUUUUUGAACGAUAUGUUCGAUUUCUUCAGUGGGAGCGUAACCAGAGUUUCAGAAGAAGAAGCGUUCAAACAAGACUAUCAGUUGAUUCAAAAUCGCCUGAUGGAUUCUCCCAUACUGUUAACUCACCUACAAGAUGGCAAUCGCUCCGUGUUUGAUAAUUUUCACAUAUCACCUAUCAAGAUGCAUGUCAGCUUCUCUUUGACGGGCAGCAGUGAUGGCAAAAAUGUCGCUUUUCCCAGUGAAGUCCUCAACCUUUUCCUUCAGUCACUCGGUGUUGCAUUAACCGAUGUUCAAGAUGUGAUUUUCAAACUGGCAUAUUUUGAACAUCAGGCCUGCAUUAUGACUGUGAAUCAAAUGCUUUCGGAAAUGAUGCGACAUUAUGUAAGCCAGGGGAUACGUCAAAUGUAUGUGCUUGUUUUGGGUCUGGACGUACUGGGUAAUCCGUUCGGUGUCCUACGUGGAAUGGCACAAGGCGUGGAAGAUUUGUUCUAUGAGCCAGUCAAGGGUGCUGUGCUCGGUCCAGAAGAGUUCGCGGAGGGCGUCGCCUUGGGAGUGAAAAGUCUAUUUGGUCACGCUGUUGGCGGAGCUGCUGGCGCAGUGUCUCGAAUUACCGGUACAUUGGGAAAAGGCGUGGCGGCACUUACGCUGGAUGAAGACUACAAGCGUCGUCGCCGGGAGCAGCUUGCUCGACGUCCGGAUAGUUUUGGUGCCGGUCUGGCUCAGGGCGGUCGUGGGUUGGUUAUGGGUGUGUAUCAUGGAUUAACUGGUGUGCUGGUCAAGCCCGUUGAAGGAGCAAAGAAGGAAGGUGUUGAGGGAUUUUUCAAAGGUUUCGGCAAAGGGCUCAUCGGGGUUGUCACACGCCCUGUCUCGGGAGUGGUGGAUUUCGCUAGCAGCUCUUUUGAAGGGAUCCGGAGAAUCGCAGACACAGUCGAGGAUGUUGCUCGGGUAAGACCUCCUCGUUACCUACAAAUGGAUGGCAUUAUCCGGCCGUAUGAACGGAGACAGGCGGAAGGCCAUUUAAUUCUGCAGAGGGUGAACAAGGACAACAACUACGGGCAUUAUGUGUUUCACAUCAGUGCUUCAAAGGGAAACAACUUUUUGCUCCUGACCACAACUGACCUGCUCAUCGUCGAAUGCAUGGAUCUACUCGGCACUUGGACAAUCCACUGGACUACAAAAUUGGACGCGUUGGCUGAAGUGCCACUGGUCAACCGAACCGGGAUUCUCAUCACUUUGAAGGAGAAACAGAAGAAAAUAUUUACAUCAGGACAUCAAACGAAGCAGUUCGAUUGCGCCACAGAUGCCGCCAUGGCGUUUGUACGAGAAGUUGAUCUGAUCAUGUCGAAACGAGACUCGCUUUCAAAUAAAUCAUGGUUGUACGGCAGUGAAGCAUCGGUGUUGAACACUGAUGUCAUGCUGUCGAUGACGAUGAUGAUGACCAACCAAACGUACGUUAACGGUAAGCUAUCGUCUGCUUGCUGUACACAUCCAGAAAAUCGUAUUCGAGAGGAUUCAUUACAAGGCUACUAUAUAGAAACAGUGUUGUAG